Molecule: messenger RNA, 1961 nt
Organism: Sus scrofa (pig)
Lineage: Eukaryota; Metazoa; Chordata; Mammalia; Artiodactyla; Suidae
Source: RefSeq, a predicted model, not a curated record
AUGGACUGGUGGAAGCAGCCCAGACCUCUGAAUCUGUUGGAUCAGAAGGUUUGCAUCACAAGCUUGUUUGCCGUGCUCUGUCAGAUUUUGACUGGACAGCGUGCUGCCCCAGUUACACAUAGCUUGUUUGCCGUGCUCUGUCAGAUUUUGACUGGACAGCGUGCUGCCCCAGUUACACAUAGCUUGUUUGCCGUGCUCUGUCAGAUUUUGACUGGACAGCGUGCUGCCCCAGUUACACAUAGCUUGUUUGCCGUGCUCUGUCAGAUUUUGACUGGACAGCGUGCUGCCCCAGUUACACAUAGCUUGUUUGCCGUGCUCUGUCAGAUUUUGACUGGACAGCGUGCUGCCCCAGUUACACAUAGCUUGUUUGCCGUGCUCUGUCAGAUUUUGACUGGACAGCGUGCUGCCCCAGUUACACAUAGCUUGUUUGCCGUGCUCUGUCAGAUUUUGACUGGACAGCGUGCUGCCCCAGUUACACAUAGCUUGUUUGCCGUGCUCUGUCAGAUUUUGACUGGACAGCGUGCUGCCCCAGUUACACAUAGCUUGUUUGCCGUGCUCUGUCAGAUUUUGACUGGACAGCGUGCUGCCCCAGUUACACAUAGCUUGUUUGCCGUGCUCUGUCAGAUUUUGACUGGACAGCGUGCUGCCCCAGUUACACAUAGCUUGUUUGCCGUGCUCUGUCAGAUUUUGACUGGACAGCGUGCUGCCCCAGUUACACAUAGCUUGUUUGCCGUGCUCUGUCAGAUUUUGACUGGACAGCGUGCUGCCCCAGUUACACAUAGGAGGAGAGUCUCGAGUUGCGCCCGUGCUGCUACAACUGGCAUUGUUUUGUGCUUUGUCUGGCUGCGUAGUGGUCCGUCGUGUCCAUGGAGAUACGACGUCUUCUUCCUGCGUUCGUCUCUCGAUGGACACGUAGGUGGUCUCCAUGUGUGGGCUCUUGUGCAUAGGGCUGCCAUGUACUCUAGUGUACGGGUGCCAGUGUCUUUGUCAAGCAGAGCUUUGUCCGGAUCUAUGCCCAAGAGUGGGAUGGCUGGGUCUUGUGGAGCUCUACACUUGGAUUUCAGAGGGACCUCAAUACAGUUGUGCAUGGUGGUCGGACCCAGUGACAGCCCCACCACCAGGGAAGGAGGAUUCCCUUUUCUGCACACCCUCUCCAGCCUGUGUGGUUGUGUUCUGUCUAAAGUGUUUCCUUUUCGGGCCACACCUGUGGCCUAUGGCGGUUGCCCGGCUAGGUGUGGAUAUGGAGCUGUCCUUGCCAGGCUAUGCCCCAGCCAGAGCAAUCUUGUUUGCCGUGCCCUCUCAGAUUUGAGGGGACAGCGUGCUGCCCCAGUUACACAUAGCUUGUUUGCCGUGCUCUGUCAGAUUUUGACUGGACAGCGUGCUGCCCCAGUUACACAUAGGAGGAGAGUCUCGAGUUGCGCCCGUGCUGCUACAACUGGCAUUGUUUUGUGCUUUGUCUGGCUGCGUAGUGGUCCGUCGUGUCCAUGGAGAUACGACAUCUUCUUCCUGCGUUCGUCUCUCGAUGGACACGUAGGUGGUCUCCAUGUGUGGGCUCUUGUGCAUAGGGCUGCCAUGAACUCUAGUGUACGGGUGCCUGUGUCUUUCUCAAGCCGAGCUUUGUCCGGAUACAUGCCCAAGAGUGAGUGGGAUAGCUGUGUGCUGUUUGAGCUCUACAUUGGUUUUCUGAGGGACCUCCAUAGCGUUUUGCAUGGUGGUCGGACCCAGUUACAGCCCCACCACCAGGGAAGGAGGUUUCCCUCUUCUGCACACCCUCUCCAGCCUGUGUGGUUGUUUGACUUGUUAAUGGGGACCCUUCUGACCUGUGUCAGGUAGUGCCCCAUCAUGAGUGUGCGACCUCCUGUCGAUUUAGAGUCCUUUUUUGUUGUUGUUGUUCUUCUUCUCAUUCUCAUUAUGUUCUUCUCAGUCUUUGGUCUCCAGGUCUUAUUUCUAAAGUGUUUCCU